AUGCUGCUGUAUGACGAGAGUAUUGACAUUAAAAUACCAAACGAAUAUAAAGACAUAUCCAACUUAAUUGCAGCCCAGAACUACCAGUACAUGUUUGUGGGCGGAUCCGAUCAAGACGAGGUUUUGAUUGUUGACUUGAUGCAGCCUGUGCCGGACGUGGACUUGCACAUUGAGGACAUUCUGGGCAUGAACGACGUUGAUGGCGCAACUGUGAUUUCUGUGGAAUACACAUCAGACGAGUUCAAGCAGGGCAUACACACGUUCUUGAACAAGUACAGGUCCAAGGUUGGCAUUGUGCAGAGAGACAGGCACCCAGGCAUGCUCAACUGGAUGUGCACGCGCAUCGACGGAUACAUAUCUCGAAACGACGGGAAAGUGCGGCGCAUGCACAUAUACAUAGGAGUCACCAAGCACACGCUUUCCGACAUAGUCAUCAGCCUUUUCAAAGAGGGCGAUAUUGACCAAAAGCAGGAAGAAAGCAUAAAGGAGAUGAUAAGCACUGUGCAGGUUAUAAACUCCGACAUAUUUGUUACAAAGUAG
Molecule: messenger RNA, 540 nt
Organism: Nematocida major
Lineage: Eukaryota; Fungi; Microsporidia
Exons: 1
Coding region: 1-540 (179 amino acids)
Source: RefSeq, a predicted model, not a curated record